GUUAGGUUAAAAUGUAGUUAGGUUAAAAUGUCUACUUUUGGUUCUUUCAGAUUGGAGCGCUGCUGUAACUGUGACUACAUCACAGUAUACGAUGGUUCUUCCACUGAUCAUCCUCAGCUGGGAAAGGUCUGCUUCAAUGACACAUCACACCAGGUGUUUCACUCUUCUUCACAUUACUUGACUGUUGUCUUCAGGAGUGACUCCUCUGGUGUCAGCCAUGGUUUUAAGGCCCUGUUUACAAGCUCUCUGACUGAAGAUCAAGGUCGUGUGGAUUGUUCCUCAGACAACAUGGUCAUUGCCAUUCAGAGAUCUUACCUGAAUUCACUUGGGUUGAAUGGAAAUGACCUUUAUGUGGACGACCAUCUUUGCAGACCCACUAUUAGCAGUACUGAAAUUGUUUUCAGCUUCCCACUUAAUGCAUGUGGAACCGCCAAACAGACGAUGAAUGGUUAUGUGUCCUACACCAACAAUGUGCGGGCCUCUCAAUCUCAGUCAGGUGAAAUCUCUCAUCAGUCACAAUUCCUGCUACGCGUGGGCUGCCGAAUGGAGCCAGACACCAUGGUGCAGAUAUUCUACAAGGCCAAGGAGAUCAUCAAUGCCAACAUCACAGGAACGGGCCGCUUCAAUGCCAGCAUAGCCUUCUACACAUCCAGCAGUUUCAAUCAACAAAUUUACGACUCUCUGUAUGAAGUUAACUUGAAUCAGCUUCUGUAUGUUCAGGUUGCGCUAAACAGGCCUGACAACAGUUUGGAUCUCUUCCUGGACACCUGUGUAGCGUCUCCAAAUCCCAAUGACUUCAAAGAUCGCUCCUAUGACCUGCUGCGUAAUGGAUGUCCCAGAGACAACACAUAUUAUUCCUACACCAGCGGUCAACACUAUUAUGCUCAGUUCAGUUUCCGAGCUUUCAAGUUCCUCCGAACUCAUGCCUAUGUGUACCUGCAGUGUAAGGUGAUCAUCUGCCCUGAUAACGAUUACAACUCUCGCUGCCGCCAAGGUUGUCGCUUCCGUCGCAAGAGAUCCCUUGACAGCACCUACCACACCAAUACUGUUAGGCUGGGGCCAAUCAAACUCAAAGGAAUUGUGUGAAGGAGUCUGAAGGGUCAAAGGAAUGAAGGGAUCAUCUCAAUCAUAACCUUAUUCAUUACUGUUGAUCAAUCUUAAUUACCCAGCAAAUUAAACUUAAUA
This is a messenger RNA of Carassius auratus (goldfish), 1185 nucleotides long. Its product is annotated as CUB and zona pellucida-like domain-containing protein 1. The coding region runs from base 28 to 1086 and encodes 352 amino acids. The record is from RefSeq and is a predicted model, not a curated record. The transcript has 5 exons. NCBI's taxonomy places the organism in Eukaryota, Metazoa, Chordata, Actinopteri, Cypriniformes, Cyprinidae.